Oldenlandia corymbosa var. corymbosa is the source of this 2582-nucleotide messenger RNA. The record is from the annotation of a GenBank genome assembly. NCBI's taxonomy places the organism in Eukaryota, Viridiplantae, Streptophyta, Magnoliopsida, Gentianales, Rubiaceae.
GGAUCGGAGGGAGUAGUUAAAAUGUAUAUAAAUAAAAGUAAAUAAAGGACAAUGUAACUUUUUUUAGGCAUUAUAAAUGUAAAAAAUGUUAAUAUAACCGAAUUUUUGGGCAUGUGAAAAAAAAAAUUGAGAAAAAAAGGUUUGUUUUUGUUAUAUUUGCACACCCACCACCAAGUGGACUAAAAAGCAGUAGUAACAGAAACCAAGAAAUUCCCCCAAAAAAAUAAAAAUCCCAUAGAAAUUGGCCGAUUCUCUCCUUCAGUACGGAAAUCCCCCCUCUGAGAGAGAGAGAUAAUACAAUGAACAACGUACAACACCAUCAGCAGUUGCAGCAGCAGCAGCAGCAACAGCAGAAUCAAUUACAGUCUGGGCCCCAUCACCACCAGCCCCACCACCACCACCACCACCACCUGGAUGACGGCGAAGACGACGACGACGUUCACGGCGGCGCUGGGGAAGCAGAAUCCCUCGACAAUCAUCUGCAGAAUCCCCACUCCCAGAUCCGGUACGAUGCCAACUCCAAUUCGCACGCUUUCCAGAACGGCGGUGGGGCUCCCAACAUGGACAACCCCUUGAAUGGGGUUGAUGGCGUUGGGCCCCAUGGUUUGUAUGUCCCCGCCUCCGAUAUUGUUCCGGCUCCCUCCGGUGGCAGUGGCGCGGACCAGCUUACGCUGUCGUUUCAAGGGGAAGUCUACGUUUUCGACUCCGUUUCUCCCGAAAAGGUUCAAGCAGUUCUAUUGCUUUUGGGUGGAUAUGAGGUACCUUCUACCAUUCCUUCUGUUGGCAUGGCUCCCCAAAAUAACCACAAGGGUUUUGGUGAAUUGCCAGGUAGGUCAAGUCAGCCUCAACGGGUGGCUUCUUUAAAUCGCUUUAGAGAAAAAAGGAAAGAGCGAUGUUUUGAUAAGAAGAUCCGGUAUACUGUACGGAAGGAAGUUGCACUCAGGAUGCAGAGAAAGAAGGGUCAAUUUACAUCUUCGAAGUCAGUUUCUGAUGAAGCUGGAUCAUCUUCAUCCGAGUACAAUCCAAUGGCAGCAGCAGAAGAGUCAGAAACUACAUGUAGACAUUGUGGUAUUAGCUCAAAGUCUACUCCUAUGAUGCGUCGAGGACCUGCAGGUCCAAGGACACUGUGCAAUGCAUGUGGACUCAAGUGGGCGAACAAGGUCUGUUACAUUUGAUGCAUCUGUUAUAAUUUACAUUUACGGGAAACCAUGAUAUUUCUUCUACCUGUCUUUGAUUUUCCUCUGAAAACAUGCAUUCUUUUUCUUUAAGAGGCACCACAAGCCUGCUAUAUGCUAUUUGGACCGCACAAUUUAUGGAGUCAGUGAUUUUAGGCUACCUUGCUUUUUGUUUGUCACCUUGGACUAAUUGAGUGCAUAAGUAAUGUUUAAUCCCCUAGUAGCAGGGAGAAUAAUUCUAUGGAGUACAGGAGAGGAUUUACAUAUAAAAUCAACCAUUUUUGAGAUGACAGUGUUACAAAGAUGAACAACAGGGCUUCAAUUUAAAAUGGAUUGCAAUUCUUCACAUGAAGCUGUGAGAGAGUAUCACCUACUUCUUCCAUGUCCCAUGUUCUCUAUAUCAACUUCUGAGCUGAAGAAAUUUGCUGGCAUCUGCUCUAUCUUUGCAAAUUUCUGUCAAGUAGACUUGCUUGCAUGGAUUCUUCGACAAUGAUACAACUUAUUGUAAACUAACCAGCCAAAAACUUCCUUUACAUUCUUGUGGUUGCGAAUAGUUUUUGAGGGUGAAUUUAUGCAAGAACCUGCAUCGGAUGUGACUUUCAUAAAUCUUACAUCAGAGGCUUCUAUUAUGCAGGGAAUUCUAAGGGACCUUUCUAAAGUUUCCGCCACUGGGAUCCAGGAUCCCAUUGUCAAGGCUAUUGAACAGGUUUGUUCAUAUUCUUGUAACAACAAAAUCUGUCUAAAGUUUCAGUUCAAUUAACCUAUUCUCCCUUGUUUUCCUCCUUUGGUUUCUCCAUCUCCAUUGUUGUUUAAACUUGCGCUUUAUUUGGAGUUCUGGAAUUUUCAUUUUGGUAAUUUACCUAUCCAGAGCAACAGUGAAGCUAAUGACCCUGAAGUGCUGACCGGAGCUGCAGAUAUCAUUAGUUCUUCUAACACUCAAAGCUCUGCUGCGACUGCUGAACAGUGAGCUUGAAAGCACCCGCCCAGAAUUGAUGUGCCAGAUUGGCAAUUGACUUGAAGUGUAUAAUUAUAAAAGGAGUUUUUAUGUAGUAUUCUGGGUAGAUACUGAUUGUACAUAUUGUUUACUAUAUCCAGAAACGAACUGGUAAAUGCUCAUUUGUCUUUUAGUUUCCUUAGCUUGUAUUAGGCUUUCCUGUUCCGUUCUCUACGAGAUUGUCAAAUAACACUAAUACUCAAUUAGCAUGUUACCUAGAAAGACAAAAGUACAUCUAAAUUAUCUGAGGAAGAUAAGUAGCUUGCUCCGAGUAACAAUUUAUUCUCCUUCCAAUUUAUUUGAAAUUUUAUUUUUAGUACAAUUUGAAAUACAAAUGAAAAUUAUGGGACAGAUGGAAUACGGAUUGAUUUGUUAUUCUUGAGUACGGAGCAAACCUUAUUUGCUCAUCCCCG